This is a messenger RNA of Beta vulgaris subsp. vulgaris (sugar beet), 2916 nucleotides long. Its product is annotated as cation/H(+) antiporter 18. Lineage: Eukaryota; Viridiplantae; Streptophyta; Magnoliopsida; Caryophyllales; Amaranthaceae. Gene Ontology annotation, biological process: regulation of pH; proton transmembrane transport. The record is from RefSeq and is a predicted model, not a curated record. The transcript is spliced from 4 exons. Gene Ontology annotation, molecular function: antiporter activity. Bases 203 to 2605 code for a protein of 800 amino acids. Gene Ontology annotation, cellular component: endomembrane system; membrane.
GUGUUACUUAUUAUUAGUCGAUCAAAAUUUACUCCUCUCUAUCCUAAUCUUUCUCUCUCUCUCUAAGAUUCAAAGAAUUUUCAUGGAAGACAACGUACGAUAAUUGGAUUACCAUCAAUAUAAAUUUCCAGGGUACUAGUGAGGGAUUCAUCCGCUGUUCUUGUUCCUUAGAUUGUUCUGAUCACAAGUACUCUAUCUCAACAUGGCUCAAAAUGUUACUGCUUGUCCGAAGCCCAUGGCGGCUACCUCCACCGGAGUCUUCCAAGGAGAGAACCCUCUUGAUUUUGCUCUCCCCCUUGUCAUCGUACAAAUUAUCCUUGUUAUCGUCCUCACUCGUACCUUGGCUUUUUUGCUUAGACCUCUAAGGCAGCCUCGUGUCAUUGCUGAGAUCAUUGGAGGAGUACUUUUAGGGCCAUCUGCUUUUGGUCGUAGUGAGGCGUUCCUACAUACGAUAUUCCCUGCUAAGAGUCUGCCGGUAUUGGACACUCUUGCCAAUCUUGGCCUCAUCUUCUUUUUGUUUCUUGUUGGACUAGAAUUGGACCCAAAAGCUUUACGCCGGACAGGCAAGAAAGCCCUGAGCAUCGCUCUUGCAGGCAUCAGUUUACCCUUUGCUAUGGGCAUUGGUACAUCAUUUGUUCUUAGGGCAACCAUUUCAAAAGGCGUUAACCAAGCUCCCUUUAUUGUAUUCAUGGGAGUUGCCCUAUCAAUUACUGCCUUUCCUGUCUUAGCCCGUAUUUUAGCCGAGCUCAAGCUCCUUACCACUGAUGUGGGCCGUAUGGCCAUGUCAGCAGCUGCAGUAAACGAUGUGGCAGCCUGGAUUCUCCUUGCUUUAGCCAUUGCUCUCUCUGGCACCGGCCAAUCUCCUCUUAUUUCCUUGUGGGUAUUCUUAUGUGGUGCAGCUUUUGUUGGCUUGUGCAUUCUGAUAGUCCCGCGCAUCUUUAAAUGGAUGACUCGGCAUUGCCCGGAUGGUGAGCCGGUGGAGGAAAUUUACAUUUGUGGUACCUUAGCUGCAGUUUUGGCAGCUGGGUUUGUGACUGAUACUAUUGGAAUUCAUGCCCUUUUCGGGGCAUUUGUUCUUGGAAUUCUAGCCCCGAAAGAUGGGCCUUUAGCUGGUGCCUUGGUAGAAAAGGUUGAAGAUCUUGUGUCUGGCCUUCUCCUUCCUUUGUACUUUGCGUCAAGCGGCCUAAAAACAAAUGUAGCCACCAUUCAAGGGGCUCAGUCCUGGGGGCUUCUACUUCUUGUUAUACUAACUGCCUGUUUUGGCAAGGUUGUUGGAACUGUUGUGGUUUCUCGCCUCUGUAAAAUACCUCUCAGUGAGUCUGUUGCUCUUGGGGUUCUAAUGAACAGCAAAGGUUUGGUGGAGCUGAUUGUCUUGAAUAUUGGUAAAGAUCGAAAGGUGCUAAAUGAUCAAACUUUUGCAAUUAUGGUUUUGAUGGCCUUAGUCACCACGUUCAUGACAACACCAAUCGUGAUGGCGGUGUAUAAACCAGCUAAAAGAGGACGCGCAUAUAAAUUAAGGACAGUCCAACGAAAGGACCCCAGUGCUCAACUCCGAGUCAUGGCAUGCUUCCACAGUGGAAGGAGCAUACCAACGAUGAUCAACUUAAUUGAAGCUUCCCGAGGAACAGAGAAGAAGCAAGGGCUUGCAGUCUAUGCAAUGCAUCUCAUGGAGCUCUCAGAGAGGUCUUCUGCAAUUCGUAUGGUCCAUAAAGCCCGAAACAAUGGGCUUCCGUUCUGGAAUAAGGGGAUGCAGUCAGAUUCGGACCAAGUUGUGGUUGCCUUUGAGGCGUAUGGGCAGCUUAGCCAGGUCCAAAUCAGACCCAUGACAGCAAUCUCCCACUUCUCUGACAUGCAUGAAGACAUAUGUGCUAGUGCUGAGAGCAAAAGAGCUGCCCUCAUCAUCCUCCCUUUCCACAAACACCAGAAGUUUGAUGGGUCAUUAGAAACAACUAGACAUGAAUACAGAGUUAUCAACAAGAAAGUCCUUCAACACACUCCUUGCUCAGUUGGUAUUUUAGUAGACCGGGGUCUUGGUGGUUCCUCCCAAGUUUCAGCCAGCAAUGUCGACUCUACCAUCACCAUAUUAUUUUUCGGUGGGCCAGAUGAUCGCGAGGCAUUAGCCUUUGGUGAACGGAUGUCUGAGCAUCCAGGGAUCACCCUAGUUGUAGUCCACUUCAAAGCUGAUCCGAACAUGGAAGGAGGUGAAAUGGUGGCUAUUGAUGUGAGUGAUAGUAGUACAGGUAAAGACUCCAAGGCAGCUGAUGAGGAGGUUAUUGAUGUUAUUAAACAAAAGGUGUCAAAAGAUGGUUCUAUUAAGUACGAGGAAAGAGUAGUGAAAGGAAGUUCUGAUACUUCUAAUGUAAUUAAAGAAUUUAGCCGUUGUAAUCUGGUUUUGGUGGGCAGAUCACCUGAAGGUAUGGCGGCUACUAAUUUUGGACUUAAUGUAAAGACCGAGUACCCGGAAUUAGGCCCUAUUGGUGGGUUGUUGGUCUCACAGGAGGUUUCAACAAAUGCUUCUGUUUUAGUGAUUCAUCAGUUCAGUGGUGGUUCGAGGCCGAUGUCGUUAGAGGAAGAAGAAGCAACUGAUGGCGCUGAAACUGAUUAGUUUGAUUUACUAUCACAUUUUUCUUCUGCUCAGUGUUUUCCUUUGAAUACAGGAAAGGAGAUAUCUAUAUACAUAAAUCAAGUAGAUUUUAGUCUUCUCCAAAGCAGUUAGAUUGACAUCUAUAUAACUUUAAUGAUAUUUCUGUACUAGAAUUAAACAAGUCACUGAGCUGAAGUGAAAAGCUUGGGCUUUACACAAGCUGUAGAAGUAAAUAUGUGGCAAAGAUUGUAUCAGCUUGUGGUAGUAUAUUACUACAUGCAUUUUUUUGCUUAAGCUUUUAUAAUUUUGUAUAUUCUAUAAUUCUAUCUAUA